AUGGCAGUGCGGGACGAGGCCGCCCAAGACCCGGCCAAGCCGGCCCUCGGAGGGGCGAGUCCCGCCCGGGUGGCCAGAGGGGACCACCGCCAUCGCGGCGCGUCCUCUCCAUCCCCUCGGGGCUCGGGCUGUUGCUGGAGAGCCCUGGCGCUGCAGCCGCUCCGGCGCUCGCCGCAACUCUCCUCGGCGCUGUGCGCCGGCUCCCUGUCGGUGCUGCUGGCGCUGCUGGUGAGGCUGGUCGGCGGGGAGGUCGGAGGCGAGCUGGAGUCGAGUCAGGAGGCGGCGGCCGAGGAGGAGGAGGAGGAAGGAGCCCGAGGGGGCGUCUUCCCGGGCCCUCGGGGAGGUGCUCCCGGGGGCGGCGCGCAGCUCAGCCCUUGGCUGCAGCCGGCCGCGCUGCUCUUCAGUCUCCUGUGCGCCUUCUUCUGGAUGGGCUUGUGCCUGCUGCGCGCCGGGGUGCGCCUGCCUCUGGCCGUCGCGCUGUUGGCCGCCUGCUGCGCCGGGGAAGCGCUGGUGCAGCUCUCCUUGGGCGUGGGGGACGGUCGCUUGCUGUCGCUGCCCGCCGCGGGGGUCCUGCUCAGCUGCCUAGGUGGCGCGACAUGGCUGGUGCUGAGGCUGAGGCUGGGCGUCCUCAUGGUCGCCUUGACUAGCGUGCUCAGGACGGUGGCCCUGGUUUCUCUGGAGAGGUUCAAGGUCGCCUGGAGACCUUACCUGGCAUACUUGGCGGCCGCGCUCGGGCUGCUGCUGGCCAGGUACGCCGAGCAGAUCCUGCCGCAGUGCUCCGGGCCGGCUCCGCCCAGGGAGCGGUUUGGGUCCCAGUUGAGCGCGAGGACCAAGGAAGAGAUUCCGGGGUGGAAGAGGAGGAGGCGGUCCAGCUCGGUGGUGGCCGGCGAGAUGUCCGGCUGCAGUGGCAAGUCUCACCGGAGGACCUCCCUGCCCUGCAUACCCAGGGAGCAGCUUAUGGGCCACUCAGAAUGGGACCACAAGAGAGGACCGCGAGGAUCCCAAUCAGGAACCAGCAUCGCUGUGGAUAUUGCUGUGAUGGGCGAGGCCCAUGGCCUCAUUACCGACCUCCUGGCCGACCCUUCUCUGCCCCCGAAUGUGUGCACAUCCUUGAGGGCCGUGAGCAACCUGCUCAGCACCCAGCUCACCUUCCAGGCCAUCCACAAGCCCAGAGUGAACCCCACUGUGACCUUCAGUGAGAACUAUACCUGCUCCGACUCUGAGGAAGGCUUGGAGAAAGACAAGCUGACCAUUCCCAAGCGCCUGAGAAGGAGUUUGCCUCCAGGCUUGCUGAGAAGGGUCUCAUCAACUUGGACGACUACCACCUCUGCCACGGGUCUGCCCACCUUGGAGCCUGCGCCAGUGCGGAGGGACCGCAGUGCCAGCAUAAAGCCGCACGAAGCCCCUUCACCCAGUGCUGUCAAUCCUGACUCUUGGAAUGCCCCAGUGUUGAUGACUCUUACCAAGAGCAGAUCCUUCACUUCGUCCUAUGCUGUCUCUGCAGCUAACCAUGUAAAAGCUAAAAAGCAAAACAGGCCAGGUGGCCUUGCUAAAAUUUCACCUGUUCCCUCGCCCUCCUCCUCACCUCCCCAAGGAUCGCCUGCCAGCAGUCCUGUCAGCAACAAUGCCUCAGAAGAGUUCCCAGAAUCCCCUGAAGUAACCAUCAAGCGAGGCCCUGGCUCUCACAGGGCCUUAACUUACACCCAAAGUGCCCCUGACCUGUCCCCUCAGAUCCUUCCCCCAUCUGUCAUAUGUAGCAGCUGUGGCAGACCUUAUUCGCAAGGGAAUCCUGCUGAUGGACCCUCAGAGAGAAGUGGCCCAGUCAUGCAGAAACCAAACAGAACAGAUGAUAUUUGUCAAGUUACCUCCGAUUAUGAGACGAACAACAACAGUGACAGCAGCGACAUCCUACAGAAUGAAGAGGAAGCUGAGUGCCAGAGAGAGCCCCUGAGGAAAGCAUCGGCUUGUGGCACCUAUUCUUCCCAGAGCAUGAUCUUCCUGGACAAACCGAUUCUCGCUCCAGAACCCCUGGUCAUGGAUAACCUGGACUCAAUUAUGGAUCAGUUGAACACCUGGAAUUUUCCAAUUUUUGAUUUAGUGGAAAAUAUAGGAAGAAAAUGUGGCCGUAUUCUGAGCCAGGUAUCAUACAGACUGUUUGAAGACAUGGGGCUCUUUGAAGCCUUUAAAAUCCCGGUGAGGGAGUUUAUGAAUUACUUUCAUGCUUUGGAGAUUGGAUACAGGGACAUUCCUUAUCAUAACAGAAUCCAUGCCACCGAUGUUUUACAUGCUGUGUGGUAUCUCACAACGCAGCCAAUUCCUGGCCUCCCAAGUGUGAUUGGUGAUCAUGGCUCAGCAAGCGACUCUGAUUCUGACAGUGGAUUUACACAUGGACACAUGGGAUAUGUGUUUUCAAAAACGUACCAUGUGCCAGAUGACAAAUAUGGAUGUUUGUCUGGGAAUAUUCCAGCCCUAGAGUUGAUGGCUCUGUAUGUUGCUGCGGCCAUGCAUGACUACGAUCACCCAGGGAGGACCAAUGCUUUCCUGGUCGCCACCGGUGCCCCUCAGGCGGUGCUGUACAAUGACCGCUCCGUUCUGGAGAAUCAUCAUGCAGCUGCAGCCUGGAAUCUCUUCAUGUCUCGGCCAGAGUAUAACUUCUUAGUUAACCUGGACCAUGUGGAAUUUAAGCACUUCCGGUUCCUAGUCAUUGAAGCAAUUUUGGCUACUGACCUGAAGAAACACUUUGACUUUGUAGCCAAAUUCAACGCCAAGGUGAACGAUGAUGUUGGAAUAGAUUGGACCAAUGAAAACGAUCGUCUCCUGGUGUGUCAAAUGUGUAUCAAGUUGGCUGACAUCAAUGGGCCUGCUAAAUGCAAAGACCUCCACCUGCGGUGGACGGAGGGCAUCGCCAGUGAGUUUUACGAGCAGGGCGAUGAAGAAGCCAGCCUUGGUUUGCCCAUAAGUCCCUUUAUGGACCGCUCUGCCCCGCAGCUGGCCAAUCUUCAGGAAUCCUUUAUCUCACACAUCGUGGGUCCCCUCUGCCACUCCUAUGACUCUGCGGGUCUCAUGCCAGGAAAAUGGGUGGAUGACAAUGAUGAUUCCGGAGACACUGAUGACCCAGAAGAAGAGGAGGAAGAGGCUGAAACACCACACGAGGAAGAGACCUGUGAAAGCAGCGCAGUUCUCAGAAAGAAAAGUUUCAAAAGAAGGAGAAUCUACUGCCAAAUCACUCAGCACCUUCUGCAGAACCACAUGAUGUGGAAGAAAGUGAUUGAAGAGGAACAGUGUUUAUCCGGCACAGAGAACCAGUCCCUGGACCAGGCCCCUCUGCAGCAUUCCUCAGAGCAGAUCCAGGCCAUCAAGGAGGAAGAGGAAGACAAGGGGAAGCCAAGGGCAGAGGAGCCCCUGGCUCCGCAGCCUGACCUGUGACCAUGGGUAGAGCAAGCUGUGUUUGCAGACAGAACGACUUGUCUCAGACGCUUUCUAAGCCAGCACAACACUUAGACACAACACUGUAGAUUACCAGAGGAUGAGCAAAUGGCUAAAGAGUAUGGGGAAUUCUUCACAUUUUGUGUGUUUACUUUUACAGUGAGGGACAGCGCUGAAGACUCUAGCUCAAAGAAGCUUUUUCACUUUGCGACACCAGCGUCUAAAGAUCGUUUUAUAAGAAAGAAAUUAUAUGUGUGUGUAUAAACUCCCACAUAGGCUCAUGUAAGACUCUUAUUCACAUAUACACACAUGCACACUGAGAGCCAGGAUGCCUGACUCCACAAGGUAGUAACAGUCAUAUUAAGAUAUAUAGAGGUCACUGUGACAUAAGAAAUCAUAAAGGACAAGAACUCAUGAGGAAAUGUGUGGCUUAGAGAGGAAACAGAAACAGAUGUAGGCUCCAGACUGGGCACCUUUUGUUCUCCCUGCUGAGGAGUGAACAUGCCAAAGCAUUGUUGGAAUUCUAAUGCAUACUGCCAACUGUGUGUGUGUGUGUGUGUGUGUGUGUGUGUGUGUGUGUGUGAGAGAGAGAGAGAGAGAGAGAGAGAGAGAGAGAGAGAGAGAGAGAGAGAUGGUCUUGUACAUAUGGGUGCAUGAGGAAAGGGAGAUGUUUAUGAUGUGAGUUGUUCCUAGAGUAGCUAUAGCGGGGGAUGAAGUCCAUGUGAACACACAGAAGGAAAUCCUUUCGGCAUUGUCUUUGAAUGAAUCGGCAGAUCCCCUUUUAGCUUCUAAAAAGGUUCCUUAGCAGAGGGAGGGUUUGUCUGGGCCAUAUGAUUGGUACCACUGCUACCUGCCACUUGGGGGCACUAUACCACCAGCCUCACACUCAGAAGACUAAGGCUUUCUGGUCUACCCUUGCUUAAUGAAUGUAUAAGGGGCACAUGUCACUCACCUAGGAUCAAUCACCAUGGAAGGGGAUGGUGUUCAUUACUGGUAGACACCCAAGAGGAGCUAGAGUCAGCUCUUCAUCAGGUAAGAGUUCUAACAGGGCACUGGGAAAGUCCUGGGAAAGUAUGUCCUCUCAAUUUGAUUCAAGAUAUGUUAUAAUAAAGAAGAAAUUCAACAAACUCACCAUGGGUUCUGUGACAAAGGGAUGAAGGCAAAAUGUCAACUUAGGGUUGGAAGUUGGCCUGGGAAAAGCUGCUCCUUGGCAACUGUUGAAGAUUGUUUGCUCAGGCAUUCCUGUUGUGGUCUUCCAUACACUGUGUGAAGGCAUAGCAUGACUUUGUAGCCUGUUCCAUGGUCAUGCUCCUUUUUGAAAGGAAUAUGGGUGGGGGUUAUUCUUUGAGGAUAGACUAUUGGAAGCUACUUGUGUUAUUUUGUUUAUUUUCUACACUUGUUUAUGCUGUGAGCCAAACCUCUAUUUAAAAAGUUGAUACUCACUUUCAAUAUUUUAUUGGAUAUUAUUACAUAUGUCAUGAUUAGUUACUAUGAUGUAAAUAUAAAGAAGUUUUUUUGUUUCUGUAGAUAGCAAACUUUUUUUAAAGAAAAAAGGGGAAAGGGAAACAUUUUAUAGUUAUAUUUUAAUCACCAUUUUUAUACAUUGUAGCUCUCUCCAAGCACAGUAGCUGGGUGAUGGUCUAUUGUGGAGUUGGAGAGCACCGGCCAUCUGCCUACUCUAGUUUGAUUCAUGAUCUGAUAUAGUUGUUUGCUGUUCAAUUAAGGCAUUGAAAAGAUAGCAUCUUUUGCUAACUGAAUUAAUUUGAAGUCUUUCCCUACCUGAUGAAAGCCUUUCUUAAGCAAAUUGUUAGUAUUUCUCCUAAACUCUGUUGCUCAUAGUUUCUGGGUCAGUGCUGUGUUCACAGAAUUCUAGUCAUAGCCUCUGAGACCUGUGCAUAGAUUUCUACCUUUUCACAUCCUUGAUUAUUUACAUUAAAAAUUCCUUUGUCUCCCAUACAUGGAUCAUGUACCCUUCCCUUCAAAAGCAACAUUUUCUGGUAAUUUACAGCAUUUUUUCCCUAAUAGACAAAGAUGAAAUAAAAAUAUCAAGUAUUUCAGGGCAGAGUUUUUUAGUUCACAAGACAAUACAAAGAGGAUUGGAAGGAUUCAGGCCUCACCCAAACAAUUAGAAUGUGUGUUUAUAUAUUUCUGAGUUAGUACCAGGGCUUUAGCAUUUAACAGAUCCUGAAAAAUUUUUCUUCUUCUUCUUCUUCCUCCUCCUCCUCCUCCUCCUCCUCCUCCCCCUCUUCCUCCUCCUCCUCCUCCUCCUCCUCCUCCUCUUCUUCUUCUUCUUCUUCUUCUUCUUCUUCUUCUUCUUCUUCUUCUUCUUCUUUUGGUGUCUAUGUGACUGUUUAUAAAUCCAUUCUGAAGCAAGAAUCCUUCUUCAGUGAAGGUAAAUAAAUGUAACUUUACCCUACAAUAAAAAUGAUAGACAAGGCAUUUACAUUCAUCUACCCUUCACUCAGUGGCUCAUCCACAUCUUCACAUGGAUGCAUGUCUGUAACAUGAGUAUAAAUAGUCAAACAACUAGGUGAGGGGUGAGGGGUUGGCAUAUCCAUUGCGAGUGUUUAUACCGGAAGUCUGAAUAAAGCUGCAGGAUCUGAGUAGUAGUCGGGCUGGUUACAUCAUGAGGAUCUCAGCAAACUACCUGCCUAGGUUUUUUUGUUUGUUUGUUUUAAAGUACCUGAAGAAACAGGAUAAUGAACAAAGCAUUAGAAACUAUCUGUUCUAGAAUUGUGUUCAUUCAUCCAGGCAGAUUGAUUUUUUCCUCAGCAAACAAGUUAUUGUUCUACUCAAACCAAAAGACAACAAACUGAGCGGAAGGGUGGAAACCCACUGAGUGUGUGGCCUAAAGAGCCACCUAAUAAUUCUCAAAGUGUAUCAAAUGACAUCAAAAGUAUUUUUCAUGAAUGAUGUUGUCCACCUUGGCGACAGCAAUAUUACUGUAUUCACCUCCAACUUCAGAGUUAACUUCCUGUGGUGCCAAUGUGUUUGAUGUGAUUUACUACAGUUGUAUAUGAGCCUAUACAGGUGCCAUUCGAUAAACUCAGGUCUCCCAGUGGAGGGGUCUCUACCCACUUAGGGGAAAGAUAGUUUUAUAGAUAGCCAUAACAUGUCAUUGGUAGGAGAAAUGGGGAACCAGCUGCUGUCUGUGGAGUAAAAGCUAAGUGUGUUCUGCAUGUUAUCCAUGGUAUUUUCAACAUAAUAAUUGAAUGUCUUUAUGGUGAUCGAAGCCGCUGACCUUUUGAGUAGCAUUUCCUUAGUAGAAAUAACCCUUUUCCUGUUUUGAUUAACUGUAAGAAAAAAAAUGUACUCAUUUUUGUAAGACCUGGUUUUGUUCUCAGUAGGACAUGUACUCAGUAGUCAGUAUAUUGUCAUCUCCUGGCAUUAAGAGAGUUGCCUCCUGUUUGAAAAAGUGUCUGCCUUUCUCUAUCAUUGAACCCUGUUCUGUUUGGAUUUUACUCCAGAACAAGCAUUAAUCAUUGCGAUCCCAGUAAAGCUAAGGAGAAGAAAGCAAAUGCCCUGCAGACUGUUUUAGUAGCUGUAGAUAUUUCCAAUUUCCCUGUGUCCUCUGGCCUUUCUUUCCCAGAGAACUUUCUUGAAGGUAAAAGCUGUGCAAAAGGCAUGAGACUCAGGCCUAUUCUUUGUUUGUUAAAUGAUGGAAAAGUAUAAAUUAUUUUCUAAGUAAUAAAAAAUAUGAAAAUUAUCAUUGUAAAUAAAGUCUAAAGCUUGAAAUGACUUCUUUAUAAAAGUGGAGUGUUUGUGUGGUGAACAACUCCUGACCCAUGUGCAAAAAAAAAAAAAUCUGGAAUUUCUGUCUGUUUUGCUUUAGGAUACACUCUUGGUGCUUCCACGAAUGAAGCAGGUACCUCCAGUGACCUACCUUAGGGUCUUAGAGGCAUAAAGAGGGGCUUCUUAGCUUUCUCUCUAAUCCUGACUCCCUUUGGAUGGCUCCUUUGAUUUUUGUGCCAUUAGCAACUAAACUGCCUUUACAAUUGGCUAAAGGCUACUGCAACAGAGUUUAAUCUAUGGCCUUUCACAGAUUAAAUCAGUAUUCUACUCUUUAGGUGUGUUGUGAUGUUGGUGAGAGCAAAAUUUUGCAUGUUAAUAGUUCAGCCCCAGAUAACUAAAAGCACAAUAACCUUGUGCUUCAAAACUGAAGUCAUUUUCUUGCGUUAUCUUGCUCACUGAGCAAUGAAAUAUUACAAGAUCCUUGUUCUAGGUCACUCAUUUCUUUCAUGAAUUCGUAAAAAGAAAUUAUGAAUUUUCUGAUAUCAGUGUGUUUAAAAAUCUAAGCAUAUUCAAAGAUGGAGAAAACAAUUCACCAUUUCAAGUAGAAGAGACCUCAGAAUUAAAUUCAUCUUUGAAUGUCUAAUUAAGCUGAAAUCCAUCAGCUUGUGGUCCUGGAUUUAUAUCAUAUUAAUUCAUCCUCCAGUAAAUGCCCCAGUAUUCAUUGAAAAUUAAAUUAGAGGUGGAUUAAGUUAUUAGCACUGACUAAAUUAAACCAUACACUUCAGUCCAGAUGGUUUAAAUUGUGGUUCUGUUGAGUAUUUGUAUGUCUCACAUGAGGGAACCAUAAUUUGAGAAAAAGAACAUACUAGUAUACAUUAUACAAGGUGGAUACCAAUAACCUAUGUUGCUACCAUAUGCUUUGCAUUUGCUAAAAUGAUGUUACUUCCUAUACUACCUAAUACUGAUUUUUACCUUACUUAGUAAUUGGCUUUAUGAUUGUGCUAGUAAAUUAACCCUAACAACUGAUUAGAUGCCGUGACUAACUCUGUGGAUAUUUUAAAUAUGUCUAUAGAUGCAAAAAUGUAGUUGGCGGGACCUAAUCUGCUGCUUCAAAGCAUAAUGCUGAUCCUUGAGAUUUUUGCUGUAGAAAAGACCAUAAGUACAUAGACUAUGAGCUUUUGUACUAAGCUGAAGGCUCUAAACUUAUCUCACAUUUCUUAGCAUCAUGUAUUGGCAUCUUAUGUGUGUGUGCCUUCUCCUCAAACUGGUGUGGAACACAGAAGGAAACUGUUCAACCCAGACUCUUUGGUUUGUGUUAAGAAGUGGCUCUUUAAUCAUGAAAGCUAACAAGAAGUAAGGUUAAGUCUUUGUGUGUUGUUACUGACAGAAGUACUUCAAUUUGAUUUCAUUUCUCGAUCUACCAUUCCUCUUAGAUUUUUGGGAGGUAGGGAUUAAAAUUAAGCCCAAAAAGUACUGCUUCCUGGUAUCAAAAUGCUCAUAAUUUGGCAGUAUUUAAUGUCUUCCUAGUGCUCUUGAGGGAAAAAUGCUUUAUAAGGGAAUCAACAAGUGUACAUUUAAUAAAGUACAUUAAGAACUUAAGGGUGAGCCUCAUGGGGGCUCACAUAGACUGUAACACCAAUCCCAGGGGAUCUGACACCCUCUUCUGACCUCCUUGGACACUGCUUAUGUGUAGUAGACAGACAUGUAUGCAGGCAAAUCACCCAUCUGCAUAAAAUAAAUUUGUACAAAAGAUACCAAAGAAUCUAAGUGCCCAAAUUGCAAUCUAAGUUCCUCUGAGUUACCCCAAUGCACAGGGAGGCAGCAUCCAGUGAUUUAUCAUUAUACAUUUAAAGAUGAUACAUUGUCGAUAGCGAAGUUCCUCUGAGUUACUCCAAUGCACAGGGAGGCAUCAUCCAGUGAUUUAUCAUUAUACAUUUAAAGAUGAAACAUUGUCUAUAGCUAAGUUCCUCUGAGUUACCCUAAUCACGAGGAGGGGUUCUCCAGUUACUUAUCAUCAUACAUUUAAAGUAAUGAUACAUAAUCUCUUACCAUAAUUUUUAUUUUCUAAAUUCUAACAGAUUUAAAAACUCAAAUUCUUCAACACUAAGAAAAUUAAACAUUAUUAAUUUUGGCUUUCACAAAUAAAGGCUUGGUCUUAGGUUAACCAUCCCACUGUGUUCAUCUGUCAUGUUUGACCAAACAGUAAGAUAAACUAUGAAAUUCCUAUAUAGAAAAGUAACAACAACAAUAACAACAAAACUGUAGAGCCUUGAUACUUAAAAUUGCCAGUUUUUAUUGGACAUGGUUAUUUCAACUGAAAGAAACUAUUGCAGGAAAUUCUCACUUCUUAAGAACAGAAAAAAAAUAAAUAAAUAAAAAACAACAAAAAGCAAAGUUUGCCUUAGAAGGAGUAUUUCACUCUCUCUGCUCUCUUGUUUUCUUGAUCUCUUGCUUCUCUCCUGCUCUCCCCUUCCCCAUCCCUCUCCCUCCCCACUCUCUCCACUUGCUCAUGGCCAUGGCCAGACUCUACUUCUCUACUCUCUUUCUCUGCCUCUACUGCCCUCUUAAUUCCCCUCACCAUGCCCUGAAUAAACUCUAUUCUAUACUAUAUAUAUAAAAAAGGAGUAUUUCUCACCAAUUUUCCUUCUCAGAGUCAAUAUUAGCAAAGACAGUAUAGUCAGAAAUGCUUUUCUGUUGGAAGAGAGGGAAGGAAUGUUUUUAAUGCCAGGGUCCAAAUCACCUCAACUCCGCUUCCAAGGAAACCUGUGGUACAAAGAAAGAGAUAAAAGCAGAAGUGAAGACGAAAUAAAACCCUGAUGGAUAAAACCCUGUCCAGCCUUCUUACCAACCAGCUCAGUUGUUUGCUCUGGAGUGAAAUGACCUUGGAGGUCCAUGAUACUGCCUCGACUUAAUUUAACAUAAAAAGCACUUCUUCUCAUUACUGAAUGUAAGUCAUCAAUGCACUGAGCUGGUGCCGCUGAGAAAAAAUUUUCUUUGGUAAUUACAUUCCCUUUAUAUAGCAAAAUAUUCAGAUGCAAAUGUAAAGUCAAUAAUAAUUGUUUUAAAUUUUCUUCUUUGGAUAUAACUUGGUGGUGAAUAGGGGUCCUGUCACUUUUAAUAUUUUCAAUUGGCUAUUUUUCUAACUCAGAAAACCUCAAUUAUAUCAGAUAUUUCAUUUUAGCUAUUUAUACACAUACUCAAGAACUAUACUGUUGUUUCCAUUAAGAAAUAGUCCUAACAUAUCUAUAUAUUAUAUGUUAAAGGGGGGUUCAAAUGACUUUUAAUAUGUAUAUUUAUUCACCAAUCACUAAUUUUAAAUACUUUGUAAAAUAUCUGCAUGAAAUUUUUAACAUACUUUGUUUGCUUGGUUUUUGCCUUUAUGCGUGUCAGUUGACUGCAUAUAUUCUCACAGUAGAAUGUAUACCCUAAUUUUUUUGCACCAGUAACGCUGAUCUGUUAGCCAACAUGCACUGGAAAUAAAUAUGUUUGAAUCUAUGCAUCCCUUGAACUCCUUCCUAGAGAUUUUUAUCAUGCUAACCACGUAAUGAAAAUUGUUGCUUUUACAUAAAAUGUGAGCUCUUGAUAUAAAAUAGGGGGAAAAUAUUCUCUUUGUCAUUCUGUAACGAUGUAAGGAACUUUAAUUUGUCACCAUUGAAUUUGGUUUGCGUUGACAUGGUCAAUUGGAUUUUUUUUUGUCCUUGUAGAAUAUGCAUUCCAGUUGAACAGUUCAUUUGAUCCAUUAUUGCUUCUUUGUUAAAAGAAAAAAAAGUGCAUUGAGUGGUUCUCUUAAAUAGAAAAUUCUAAAUAUUCAACUCUGUGUAGUAUUUAUAACCCAGAAAGGUGUGGGGUAGAUAUAAUUUGGUGUUUCUAAAAUGCCCAUUAUUUUCAAAUAACUGCCAACUGACGUGAUCAAGAUAGAGUGUCAUUUGUAAAUGACAGUUUUUAACAAUGCUUUUCUUACCACACUCAGAUUAAAUAUAUUCAUUAAUAUCUUUGCCAAAUGUAUCCAUUUUUAGAAACACAAAAAUUUGGAUCUUAAAAGAUUAUUUUACAAUUUAAGUCAAUUUGGUCUUGUUACCUGUAUCUGGACUUGAUAUAUGUAGCAAUAUUUAGUAUUAUUCCAACACAAGUAUUUGUUAAGUGACAUAGUUAAUGGAUGAUAAGAGUUUUGUAAAAAUAGGAUUUGUAUAGAAAGAAAAUUACAUAAGUUAUAUUUAUUUUUAUUGUUUUUUAGCUUAGAAAGUAUAUUGAUACUCCAUUUUUGCCAGAAUUACUGGAAGUGCCUCUUGGUUUAUAUAUUUACAUACAUAUUCAGAAUUACUAAAAUUGUGUCAUAGGUGAUAAGUAUGUAUGUUACAAUGUGAAAAUGAUAUGUAAUAUAAAAGUGAUUCUGUGUUA
Molecule: messenger RNA, 11556 nt
Organism: Mastomys coucha (southern multimammate mouse)
Lineage: Eukaryota; Metazoa; Chordata; Mammalia; Rodentia; Muridae
Gene: Pde3a
Product: phosphodiesterase 3A
Exons: 16
Coding region: 1-3426 (1141 amino acids)
Biological process (GO): positive regulation of oocyte development; oocyte maturation
Cellular component (GO): cytosol
Molecular function (GO): 3',5'-cyclic-AMP phosphodiesterase activity
Source: RefSeq, a predicted model, not a curated record